AUGCAAGGCAGGACGCUGGACCGGGUGGUGCUGGAACUGCGCGGGACGCGGACAACAAACAUCGACGGCCGGGCAGUUCCCACGCAAUGCGACCCUUAUAGGCUCUAUGUGCAGCUGUCGCGAUGCACGUCGCUAGACGGUAUCAUGUUGUCGUCGAAGGCGUGGGAGCGGGACACCGUGGGAAACACCGCCUUGACCGCUCUCCACCGCACCCUCCUCCACGAGCACCACAACUUCUUCCUCGCCUCCCAGCACCCGUCAGCAAGCCCUGCGUUGAGAGGGUUAGCCGACAAGUACGACAUGGCGGCCCGCAUGUGGCGACACGGCAUCCACAGCUUCCUAGAACUCCUGAGGCAUCGCCUGCCGGCCAGCUUGGACCACAUGCUUACGUUUAUCUACAUGGCCUACUCAAUGAUGGCCCUGCUCUAUGAGACGGUACCUGCCUUUGAGGACACAUGGAUUGAGUGCCUGGGAGAUCUUGGCCGCUACCGAAUGGCGAUUGAGGACGACGACAUUCGGGAUCGGGAGGUCUGGACCGCCGUUAGCCGCCAUUGGUAUUCUCGGGCCUCGGACAAGGCUCCAACCACGGGAAGGCUCUAUCACCACCUGGCCAUCCUUGUUCGCCCGAACGCACUGCAACAGCUUUACUACUACUCCAAGUCCCUGUGCGUGGAGGUGCCGUUCCUCUCUGCGCGAGAGAGCAUCAUGACUCUCUUCGAGCCCAUCAUGUCCCGCACCCCGAAUCCUCAGCAGGCCCGACUCCACCUACCGAGCUCAAUUUUAUAUCACAUGGGCAUCGCAAACAUCUGUGCCAUGACGGGAUACGGUGAUCCGGCCAAUCCCAUCGCCGCAGCGCUCAAAGCCUUCUCCCGCGCCAACCCCAAAAGUACUACGGAACCCCAAGAUCAACCGAUGCAAGAAGCCACCGCAUCCGAAACCCCGUCGCCCAACGCCAAGGUUGUCACCCCGAACAGCGCCAACCAGCUCCCCAACGCCCUCCGUCUCCUCACGGGCACCUACGACGUCGUCUGCCGCCGCUUCGGGGACCCCAACAUCCUCCUGUUCCUGCUCCUGGAAAGUUAUUGGUUCCCCGCGGCUGCGGAGCAAGGCAAGGUCGUAAAGGAGGGAGGGUUGAAAGGCGCCGCCGGGCUCCGGCGGAGGAGGCCGCUGCCGGAUGAUUUCGCCUUGAGGGGGUUCCCCUGGGUCGAAAAGUAUCCCCCUGACGGGUGGUUCGUCACCGAGAAGAUUGACGACGAUGAAAAGUAUUUUGAACUGGCCAGUAUGACGGAGGAGAGGAGGGAGCGGGUGAUACCUAUUAUCCCCGGGGGCAGUGUCGAUCAUGGGGGCUCCCUGAUGCGGGGACCGUUGCAUGAGCGCGACUACCCUGUUGUUCGUGCUGGUGCCCAAGAACAUCCUGUCAAGACACUGAAGAUGACGAACAACCAGUGGUAA
Chaetomium strumarium is the source of this 1452-nucleotide messenger RNA. RefSeq lists its product as uncharacterized. Bases 1 to 1452 code for a protein of 483 amino acids. The record is from RefSeq and is a predicted model, not a curated record. Gene Ontology annotation, biological process: nuclear-transcribed mRNA catabolic process, nonsense-mediated decay. Gene Ontology annotation, molecular function: telomerase RNA binding; protein binding; telomeric repeat DNA binding. The transcript is spliced from 4 exons. Lineage: Eukaryota; Fungi; Ascomycota; Sordariomycetes; Sordariales; Chaetomiaceae. Gene Ontology annotation, cellular component: telomerase holoenzyme complex.